Molecule: messenger RNA, 772 nt
Organism: Prorocentrum cordatum
Lineage: Eukaryota; Dinophyceae; Prorocentrales; Prorocentraceae
Source: the annotation of a GenBank genome assembly
AUGGCCUCGGCUUCGAAUGACGAGAUGGGGUCCUGCAUGAAAGUACAGGCCGCGCUCAGGACGGCGCUGCCCAGGCCGGAGCGAUGGGCGCAGGCCGCGCGCAGGGUGCUCAAUCAGCCGGCACAGGGCAGCGCAGAGUGGAUCUUCUGCGCGCCCCAGUGGCAGGCGGCCCCGCCGCGGGCGCCGCAGGGCGGCAGAGCGCAGCGCGCCCGAGAAGAACAGUGGCUGAGUGCAGCCCCGCCCCUCGUUCCACCUGGACUCCUCAAUCCUUCUGAAGCCCCGCUCCUCUGUCCAUUCCGCCUCCAUGUUCCUCCGGCGUGGUGGUGGUCUGCCUCUGAGGCACGCGGCCACCAGGACAGACGAUUCAUUACGGAGUCCGCAUCUCUCACCCAUUUUGCGUGCGUGUGAGGCCCCUGAGGAAAAUGGCCACCGGGACAGACUACGGAAUUGGCACUUCUCAGCUGUUUCGUACGCAUGGGAGGCCACCGCCUUCUGCCAUCAGCAUCGGUUCACGACCAUGGGGUGGAGGAGAGGCAUUAUUCGCGGUCGCUCGCUUGCUUCUCCUUAACCGUUGCGGACCGAGCACGGUGAUGUUGCGAUGAACGUCCCAGCGCAGCUGCGCCCGCGACGGUGCAUGGGAGGCCACUUCCUUCUGCCAUCAGCUUUUUUUCACGAGACGUUGGGGGCGGCGGUAGAUCUGGAUGUGGUAGGGUGGAACCUUUUUGGUUCGUGGCGAUUGUUCGUUGACACGCGUUUCACCACUCGGCACACA